CCCCAGCCUUCCUCCGGCCGGGAUCUGGACUCACGUCGCUGUGCGCCAGUUGCUCUUUGACCUGGGUGUGGUCGCGGCUGCGGCUCGCCUCUCACCAUGCGGCUUCUUGGCUGGUGGCAGGUACUGCUGUGGGUGCUCGGGCCUCCCGCCCGCGGCCAGGAGGAGAAAAGAGGUCACUUAUGGGCAGAGGAGCAGCCUGCACACCCUUUCCAGGUGGGGGCUGUGUACAUGAGUGAGGAGGAGCCUCCAGUGGGCCAGGACACGCCCAGGGAAGAGGCCAAUGCAGUGCUGGGGCUGGACGCAGAUGGCGACCACAUGGUGAUGUUGUCUGUGAUCCCUGGGGAAGCAGAGGACAGACUGAGCUCAGAGCCCAGUGGCGCUGGCACCUGCGGGGCUGGAGGGGAGGAGGACUCCAGGUGCAAUCUCCGGGAGAGCCUCUUCUCUCUGGACAGCGCUGGAGCAAGCUUCCCAGAUAGAGAAGAGGAGUAUUACACGGAGCCCGAAGCGGUGGAAUCCGACCCAACUCCGGCGGAGGACUCCAACAGCACCGAAAGUCUGAAAUCCCCAAAGGUGAACUGCGAGGAGAGAAAUGUGACAGGCUUAGAAAAUUUCACUCUGAAAAUUUUAAAUAUGUCACAGGACCUCAUGGAUUUCCUCAACCCAAACGGUAGUGACUGCACACUAGUCCUGUUUUACACCCCUUGGUGCCGAUUUUCUGCCAGUUUGGCCCCUCAUUUUAAUUCUCUGCCCCGGGCGUUUCCAGCUCUUCAUUUUUUGGCACUGGAUGCAUCUCAGCACAGCAGCCUUUCUACCAGGUUUGGCACCGUAGCUGUUCCUAACAUCUUGUUAUUUCAAGGAGCUAAACCAAUGGCUAGAUUUAAUCAUACAGACCGAACACUGGAAACACUGAAAAUCUUCAUUUUUAACCAGACAGGUUAUUAAAAGAUACUGAAUGAAAUUUCCUUCGUUGAAAAUGUUCACUCAAAAACUUUAAUGCCUCAACCAAGAGCACCCUUCUUCUUUCUGUAAUAAAGUUACUGGAAGUAAAUAAAAAUUAUAACACACCUUCAAUAUAUACUUAGCUACAUGCAUGUAAUUAUUUACCCCUAACACAGAAGAACAGAGAGCUGAGUUACCUCAUAGGAGCAAAAGGCUUGUUACCAGGUGAUUAGUUAUUGCAAGUCUUAUAGCAGACCCUGAUUGUCAUUUGGACUGACAUGGAGAGAGGGAACCAUUUUGCUCAGUGAAGUCCAGGAGUCACAGCAUCGUUGGUAAUCACUGAUCCCGGUGGUGGUUAGUUGUUUGAACAAUUCUUUCAGUAAAUUACUUAAAAGCGUUUUGAAUUUAGCAUUACUUAACCUGUGCAAACAUUCUGUAGACUCCUGAGAAUAGCUUUACUAGUUGCUGAACUUUGGUCUCGCAGAAGAACAAAAGACAACUCAUACAUCGCACUAAGACCCUUCUGGUGAGUUCACUAAAAUUCUAGUGUUUUAGCUUUGAAUAGCUGAAUGGAUUCCUGCUCCUUUGAUGUGGUGGGAAGAAAGGCAAAUUAGAAAUCACACCGACAGGCAAGUGAAGCCCACCCCAGAUAUACUAGCUGUGGUGUUUGUUUAAGACUGCAUAUCAUUUUGCAUACCAUGCAGAGUGCUUCAGGAAUAUCUGUAGCAGGUAUAUUUUGUAUCUGAUUUGAAACACCUGAUUUCUC
Messenger RNA from Camelus dromedarius (Arabian camel), 1705 nucleotides. It is a transcript of the gene TXNDC15, whose product is annotated as thioredoxin domain containing 15. The transcript has 5 exons. NCBI's taxonomy places the organism in Eukaryota, Metazoa, Chordata, Mammalia, Artiodactyla, Camelidae. Gene Ontology annotation, cellular component: cilium. The record is from RefSeq and is a predicted model, not a curated record. Bases 97 to 942 code for a protein of 281 amino acids. Gene Ontology annotation, biological process: cilium assembly.